Messenger RNA from Marasmius oreades (fairy-ring Marasmius), 1736 nucleotides. RefSeq lists its product as uncharacterized. Gene Ontology annotation, molecular function: D-amino-acid oxidase activity; FAD binding. The transcript is spliced from 2 exons. Bases 103 to 1383 code for a protein of 426 amino acids. NCBI's taxonomy places the organism in Eukaryota, Fungi, Basidiomycota, Agaricomycetes, Agaricales, Marasmiaceae. The record is from RefSeq and is a predicted model, not a curated record.
UGCUUGUAUAUAAGGUGCAAAUUUGAUGUCCUCUUACCAGCAAACAGCUUCCUACUUCUUCUUACAAAAGUUCCAAACAUCUUUUCAAUCAAAGACUUCGUCAUGUCCCGCACUGCUCACUCAGACUUGAAUUUCUGGAGAGACCUCACCCCUCUUCAUGAACCACUCAACAAACCCACCAACUACUCCAAGCACAUUUUGGUCGUCGGUGGCGGUGUUAUUGGACUCACCACAUCUUGGGCUUUGCUUGACCGAGGCUACCACGUAACCAUCAUGUCCAAAGAAUGGGCCUCCUUCGGCAAAGAACAACGCCUUGCCUCCCAGAUUGCCGGUGCCCUCUGGGAAUACCCACCCGCCGUCUGUGGCCAACACACCGACAAGAUUUCCCUUCAGCACAGUAAGAAAUGGUGCAUGGUCGCCUACCAUAUCUGGAACGCGAUAGCCUCCAACGAGGAGCUUUCCAAGGCAGCCGGUGUCAGAAUGAUGCCGAGCGCGUUUUACUUCCCCAACCCCAUCGAUUCAGAUGACUUCCAGAGGGAAAAGAUGGAGGAAACUUCAACUAGUGGAGUUGUCGGGUUUGACCGCGGUGGAAAGGAGCUCAUAACCAAACGGGGGAUUGAUCCUGCUCAUGGAGGCGUCGAUGCAUACGAGAUCAUGGCACCCAUCAUCGACACUGAUGCGGCCAUGGCAUGGCUCAUGACACUCGUCAAAGCAAAGGGCGCAAAGAUGCACACAGAAACCAUUCAAGGUGAUCUUCUCAAGCAGGAACAACAGCUCCGAGAGAGAUUCCAAGUGGAUGCCAUUGUGAACUGCACAGGUAUCGCGGGAGCUGAGGUGGCCGCUGACAAUACUUGCUAUCCCAUCCGAGGCGGGCUUUUCCGUGUCAUCAAUGACGGAAACGACUUCCCGAAGGUUGAGGCUGCCAUGACCAUAUCUGCCGACGUAGCAAGGCACAAUGAGAUUGUGUUCAUUGUCCCACGCAACGAUAACAUCCUGCUCAUGGGUGGUUUCACGGAACCCCACAACUGGAGACUUGAUUUGACCUUAGAUUCGCCCGUAAUGCAACGGAUGAAAGCUCGUUGCGAAGCCUUCCUUCCCGCGUUGAAGAACGCUCGCCUCGAUCCCGAGUACCCCAUUGCUCAAGGCUUGCGUCCUUUCCGAGGCACCAAUAUCCGUGUGGAGAGAGAACUCAGGCCUCUAGGAUCGGGUACAGCACCGAGUCGCAUUGUACAUUCGUACGGACAUGGAGGCGCAGGGUGGACUUUGUCCUUCGGAUGUGCGGGCGAUGUUUUGAGGCUUGUCGAGGAAGCAUUGAUGGACUUGAAGCCGAAGGGUACCACUUCAGCCACUGCUGCGGGUCCAGCAGUACAAGCGAGAAUGUAAGCUUCAGCCAGAAGAUAGUGAUUAGCAUGCAUUUCAUUUAGUUUCUGUCUUUGGACAUUACCGAGUCCCGUAAUUUAUCCCAUUCGUCUCUGUACACGAGAAUGUGACCAUUGUAACUUCAAAAGAGUGAGAAUCAUGGCUUCGUGUGAAGUAUCCAUUCAAGCGGUCGCGGGAAGAGAUGCCAGUAGGGUCUUGUCGCAACAUCAGAUCAUACGUGCCGAAGGGGAGAGACCAUGAGAAUCGCGCCGCCACAGAUUCAGGCGACGACAAAAAAUGCAUUGAAAUUGGGUUAUUGCGAUAGAAAGAGUGGGUUCAAUGGUACGCGUAUUCUGCCUUGAUUCGUUCAACAGACG